This is a messenger RNA of Rhagoletis zephyria (snowberry fruit fly), 1878 nucleotides long. The record is from RefSeq and is a predicted model, not a curated record. NCBI's taxonomy places the organism in Eukaryota, Metazoa, Arthropoda, Insecta, Diptera, Tephritidae.
AUGCUGGCGGAGAUAUUCGCCACCCAUGUGCUGAUGGAAGCUGACUCUGUGCUGAACAUUGCACUGCACUUCACCCUGGAGCCGAUCGUCAAUCCCUUCUUCACUAAACUGAAGAUGAAGAGCGCACCGAUUAAGGGCCGGCAGCCGGCAGAAGAGAGGGUCUUUCGCAUUGAGGACCGCUAUCCAGUGCAGCUGAGGGAGCUCUACAUUACCCGUCUUGGCCACCAUCGCAUCUUCUACGUCAACUCGGAGGAGAUGUUCGAGUGCCUUCAACUGCAGCUCGUCCCCUGGCUGAAGGGCCUGGAUCCCCUCUUUGACUUGGAGAUGCUUUCUGCCAGCUCAAGUCCUACCACGGUGAACAACCUGUCAGCUGCUGAGCUGGAGGGCAGUGAGAAGAAGCCCCGUUUUCGUUUCAUCACCUACGACAUCAAAAAGGCGUUCUACAUCCUUCAGUUCGGCUUCCACUUUCCAAUCAGCUCUUUGCAGCAUCGCAUUGACUGGCAUGACGUUUCAGUUGCCCUGUGGCUGCUCGACCCUGAGGCAAAGCCGUUCAACAUUCAGCAGUUUGCUCUUCAAGACAUCAUGCAGCUAGCACUGGAUUACCAACUGUCGGAAAUUGACUACCUGCAAAAGGUGCAAAAUUUAGCCAAGCUAAGCAAAGCUCGUCAAGAACACUCCAAAGGACAGAUUAUUCUUCAAUCUGAAAACUUAUACAAAACGGCGCUCCUGUUCUACUUGAUUGGCCAGUUCUCCAACCGCCUAGUGGCCAGCAAUCUCUACCUGUCGUACAAGCUGAUCGAGCUGCCGUGCCGCACCUGCCUGUACAUUAUGGAAAUUCAAGGCGUGCAAAUCAACGACCAGCAGCUGGCAGUGGAGCAGUCCCGCCUGGCACGAUUUCGCGAACACCUCGAACGACUCAUCUUUGAGCAGGUGGGCAGCGAGUUUGACCUGAACAGCCCGGAAAAGGUGGCCCGAGUGCUCUACCAGGAGCAGAACCUGCUGUCGAACCUCUUCGACGUGAAGCAGUCAUCGAAGAGCGUGAUCAAGGUCAGCGGACCACCGGCAGGCCGACGACUGCCCAAGACGUUGAGCACCAGUAAGCUGGCGUUGAUCAAGCUGCAGGCGGCCUGCGGAACUACCACCAACCUUCCGACGUUGAUCAUGGAGUGGCGGCGCGUCAACCACGCCCUCAACCAGACCAUUCUCCCCAUCAACAACGCCCUGCAGAUGCCCAGCGUUGAGGACCUGAAGAGGGGCAUCAGCUCGGAGACCAAGUUCAUCUUCAGUCAGUGCGACGAGUGGUCGGUGACGGGCCGAAUUUCCAUGCACGACCCCAACCUGAUCAACGUCGAUAAGAACUUUGAGCUGAGCACCAUCACUGAGGCGAUGGCAAAGUCGCUGGAGUGGUCAUUUGACCGCAGCUCUCCGGAAAACUCUUCGCUCGGACUGCUGUCGCCUAGUACACUGGCCAAUAGUAAACCUGUUGUAGUUCAGCUACGCCAGAACAUCUGCGCCCGAAAGGGCUACGUGCUAGUCACUGCGGACUACUCACAGCUGGAGCUGCGCAUUCUGGCUCACUUCACCAAGGAUCCCUACCUGAUGACCACUCUAAACAAUCCCGACAAUGACGUCUUCAAAUCAAUUGCCGCUGCCUGGAAGAGCAUCCCCGUUGAUCAGGUCACCAAUGAAAUGCGCCAACAGGCGAAACAGAUCUGCUACGGCGUCAUCUACGGCAUCGGCGACAAGUCGCUGGCGGAGAACCUCGCCGUCACCGAGGCGGAGGCGAUUGACUUUCGCGAGAACUUCCUCCAGCGCUACCGGCAGAUUAAGAUGUUCGAGGAGAGCGUGCACAGCGAGUGCUCCGCCAGGGACCAUUAA